AUGGAUGCCUCCAAAAAUGUGGAUGCCUCUUUCAUACCGUCAAUCAACCCUUUCCUGUAUUUGGAGUCAGACAGUGGCGAACCGCCACAAAUUGAGGGCAUGGAUGCCUCAACACGAGUGUCAGUUUCGCCACUGUCAAUUAUAGAAAUAUGCUCCAUCUCAGCGUGGGAGACGACGGGGCCAAUGGAAAUAACACUACGUAAGAAAACAAAGGAACAAAUAAGUCCAGGCCUGCUCGGUUCAGGCAGUAAACGUCUCAUGGAGAGUUUUUUGGGCCAGCCUAGUACCUCUGAAAAACCAACUGUAAUGAUAACUGAAGACAAGUCAUCCAAGAAUACAUCAGAAGGAAACAAUAUUGAAACGCCGAGUCCACCCAAAAAGAAGAGGUCAACAAUAAAGGCCUCUCAAAGAAGUUCUGAUAAGGAUUUUUUAAGUGAUGGUGGGGCUCGUCCAUCUGGCUCCACCAGCAGCAAAUGGGAUUCUCGGAUUAUACGACGGAAAAUCAAACUGGAAAAUGCUGCCUCAGAUGAGAACCAAACUGAUAUCACAAUUUAUUUCGAAGCAAUUGAUCAACUAGGCUAUCUUUCAAAAACAAAUAUGCUCUUAUCCGAACAUCUUCGUGCUUUAUGUGACAAAAACCGGAGCUUGCAAGCGAUCCAUAAUAAUUCAUCCCCAUAUAAAGAAGCCGAACCACUUUUGAAAAAAAUGUUGCAGCAGUCCGUUUCGCAGAGUAAGAAAAAAUCGAAUGGAUACAGAUACAUGGACCAGGCUUUAAAUAACUUCUGCCCCAACACCUAUAUUCUCGGAGGAAGAUGGCUUUAUAAAAUUGUCCAUGGCAAUUUUAAAGGAGUGUUCCCUUCUCCUCGGAAGAUGGGUAAGAGACUUGCCAAACAUCAAACCUUUAUUCCAGAAGGUGUUGUAAACGUAGAAGGACUAAAAGAAUACUUGACUUUACAUAACUUGCCAAUGAUGGUUUCCUUGAGUGAGGAUGCUACAGGCUGUGGGAAAAGACAGUACAACAGUACGACUAACUCGAUUUAUGGAUUUAGCCUCCCGUUGCAGCCUAAUGGUCUCCCUAACUGGAAAGAUUCCGUGAUUAACAGUGCCCUUGAUGCAGUUCGUAUGUUUUCAACAUACAAAAGGGCGACUGUGUUAAUCGUUGUUAUGGCCCAGCCGAUGGGAGACGGCAUUCCCCCGAUACGGAUUUGCUCAUUUGGUAGUGAUAAUACCUUUAAGACGACAGACGUUAAACACAGGCUCCAAACAAUUGUGUCCCUCUUGAAGACAGAGGGAAUUAUUGUGCUAACUUACAGUGCCGAUGGCGACUGA
This is a messenger RNA of Daphnia magna, 1329 nucleotides long. RefSeq lists its product as uncharacterized. The record is from RefSeq and is a predicted model, not a curated record. Lineage: Eukaryota; Metazoa; Arthropoda; Branchiopoda; Diplostraca; Daphniidae.